Poeciliopsis prolifica (blackstripe livebearer) is the source of this 2841-nucleotide messenger RNA. Its product is annotated as protein translocase subunit SecA-like. The transcript has a single exon. Bases 1 to 2841 code for a protein of 946 amino acids. Gene Ontology annotation, biological process: protein targeting; protein import. Gene Ontology annotation, molecular function: protein binding; ABC-type protein transporter activity; ATP binding. The record is from RefSeq and is a predicted model, not a curated record. Gene Ontology annotation, cellular component: membrane. NCBI's taxonomy places the organism in Eukaryota, Metazoa, Chordata, Actinopteri, Cyprinodontiformes, Poeciliidae.
AUGUUCCACUGCAUUCAAGUUAACUACAUCACACCCACCUGGAGAUCCAGAACAGGAAGAAGCCUUCUGGAGUUGGUCAGAGACAAAGCAGUGACCAAUGAAGCACUCAAGGCGUGUUUGGGAGACGAUGAAGACAAAACCUUGGAUGAGAUUAUUGAAGAAAUCCGUGAUGGAGACUUUAACCAAGUUAAUAAUGAGUUGUUGGCCGAGAUCAGAGGUAUUGUGUCAUCAGUUCAAGCUGCUCUUAUGUCCGCCAGUUCAGGAUCAGAGCUGACUGGCCUGAGAAAAGUCUUGCUGACUCUUUGCCGGGCAGCAGAAAAAACUCACUUCAGACCACGACUGACCCAGAUGGUGAGCUGGUGCCUCAUGGCUCCUUCCAAAACGGGACGCCUCAUUCAGGUCGGCACUGGAGAGGGGAAGUCCUGCAUUGUGGCCAUGUUUGCAGCCUUUCGAGCUCUGAGAGGAGAAAAGGUCGACAUCAUGUCCAGCUCAUCUGUUCUAGCAGAGAGAGACAUGAGAGAAUGGAAGGAUUUUUAUGAUGUUUUAAAGAUCAGCGUGGACUGCAACAUCAACAAGCAAGACGAAGACUCAAAAAAGUGCUAUGAGAGCCAGAUUGUUUAUGGUACUGCAGAGCAGUUUUCUGGAGACUGGCUGAAACACCAUGUUCUUAGGAAGGACAUAUUUGGCCAGAGGACAUUCCAGUGUGCAAUAGUGGAUGAGGUGGAUUCCUUGAUGUUGGACAAAGGUCAUCAUGUUCUCUACUUAAGCAGUGACAUGCCUGCUCUGAAGCACCUCAAUCCUCUCCUGGCACUAAUAUGGGCCACUGCCAACCAGUACAGCAAAUUAUGGUUAGGUCAAGUUCUAUUAGAACAGAUUAAGCAGGAAGGUUUGGAUGAGUCGACUGUUCUUCUACGGUAUCUUGUACUGAAAGCUGUAGAAAAGGAAGUAAGGCGUUUUCUGCAUUUCACACCAUGUGAGCUGAACAAGUCGGAAGGAAGCUGCUACAUCCCGAGUUUCCUUUCAGAUCUUGUAGAAUCUAAACUAAAGGUCUGGAUAAAAAAUGCAUUCCGUGCGCAAACCAUGGAAAGAGAUGAAGAAUAUGUCUUAGAAAGUCAUGGUAUUGUACCUGUGGACUACAGCUCUACAGGUGUUGUGCAAAACUUCAUGACAUGGAGUGAUGGUCUACAGCAGUUUCUGGAGAUGAAACAUCAGUCAAAGUUGAGUGAUAUGAACAUCAUCACCAACUACAUGUCCAAUGUUGGUUUGCUUCAAAAGUACAAAAGUCAAAUUUAUGGACUGUCUGGGACUCUUGGGCAACAAGCAGAGAUUGACACCAUGAAGAAAAUAUGUGAAGGUAUCACCAUCUGCCAAAUCCCUUCAUACAAGCGCAGGAAGCUGUUUGAGGUUCAAGGAGUUAUUAUGAAGGAUGAGAAAGAAUGGAUGAAGAAAAUUUGUGAUGUUGUUACUGAACAAACCAAUUCCACCAACUACAGAGCUGGUAGAGCUGUCCUGGUCAUCUGUCAGACCAUAAAACAAGCAAAAAUGAUCCACAGAGCUUUUGGGAGACAAGUAAACAAAAUGCUUUACAUCAACAACAACAUGGACAAUACUGCAAUAUCUAAGAUCCUCAAAGAAGGUGAUGUCAUCAUAGCCACGAAUCUGGCUGGUCGCGGAACAGACCUCAAGAUUUCUGACGCAGUCAAAAAAGCUGGAGGUUUGUUUGUUUUGCAAACCUUUCUGCCAAAGAACGCUCGUGUGGAGGCCCAGGCCUUCGGUCGGGCUGGGAGACAAGGAGCACCAGGAUCUGGUCAGCUCAUUGUACACUUCCGACAAUUACCUCCAACGUUGUCUGAAAACUCUUAUUUACAUAUGAUGAUGGCUAAAAACACCAGAAAUGCCUUGGCUGCAGAAGAAUUACUUGCCUACAUGAACAUCCACAUCCCAAAGAUAAAAAAAGAGGAAAGGCUCUUCAAUGUGUAUCUAGAAAAACAAAAUCUGCUGUACAAACGUGCUAACGAUAAACCUUUAGCAACACAUGUAUCUGCACUUGAUGAGUUUUGGGGAAUCUGGCUUCUCACAAAAGUCAAUGAAACAGAUUCUAUUGAAACAUUGACGGCUCUUCUGAAAGGAGAUCUGGACAAAGCCUUAGAAAGACUGAAGCAAAAUCAGAGCCCCUUGUCAAACCUCCACCACUACACACUCCAUGGCAAGUACCUACAAACACUGGGAAAGCUUUCAGAAAGUAUCCAGAUGUACACUAGAGCCAUAAAACAGGACCACUGCUGGGCAGCCGUUGCAUAUUAUAAUCGGGCUUUUGCAUCUUUGACUGAGCAGAACCGUAACCAGAAACCUGACUGCCUCAAUCGGGCUUUGGAAGAUUUACAAAACGCACUUCAGUCUGUCGAGCUUUACUGUGAACAACUUGAAGUCACACGGAGUCACGUCACCCAACAAACCCCAGUCUCUAGAAGAACAGACGACAGAUUUGAGAAGCAUUCAAAGGCCAGAAUCCGAGUUCUAGUUCUUUUGAAAGCAAACAUCAAGGAAGCACUGCAGAAGGUCGACCGAGCGGUGCAGAGAGGCGGCUUUGUUAAAGUAGAGGAGAAACUAGUCUGCUUCCUUAUGUCGCCAAGAGAUUUUCUUCCUUCAUCAGCCAUCUUGAUGAAAGCAGCCUGGCGUUCCAGAGACCUUUUUAAGAUCUACCAGCUCCUCAGCGAACCCUCCUUUGAUAUAGUCAAUGAACUAGAGAGUCUUUAUCAAAUCGGCCUGACUCAUGUUUACGAGUUAGACACACUGUUCUCCCUGGGAGGAUUUCUUUCAAAGAUUUUUUCACUUACAUAA